ACACGACGGCCCACGAGUGCACCUGAAGCGGCGCACGUUUCAGUUUCAGUUCCACUCCCAGCCUCGCGUUCGCCUGUUGUGUCUCGUCUCGUCUUCCUCGUGCCUCGCGCACUCGCCGCGCCUGCCUUUUCUGCUCUCGGCGGCAUCCAUAAUACUCCCCCUCCCGGCUCCCGCACGCAGCCCCGGAGGUCCCCAAUCUCGCCUCGCGAUGGAUUCGUAGCCUCGCGUCGCGAGGGUACUGUCGUUCUUUUCAGGGAUAGGUAGAUAGAUUCCGACUGCUCGCCAUUGGGGGGCUGCCGCUUGCCUCCGCCAGGUGUCGUCCGUCGGUUCGGCGAGCUGCGGGCGGGGCGCUCCUCGUCGUCCGUCACGAUGGGGGGCUGGAACCGGAAGCGGUAUGUGACCGGCCACCGUGACCGCUCCGCCGGCGCUUCUCGUCCUCCUCUGCCUCCGCCUGAUUACGGGGACAGUCACUACCCAGUCCCAUUAUGGGAAAGGGAAUUCUGCCGCCAUGUUGGCAACAUUACUUGGGAGAGUUUCUGUGAAAACAAGCAAUAUGUUGAACCAUUCGAUAGACUUGAGCCCUGGGACGAUUCCGAGGCAUUUGAUUGUUUCCAGAAUGCAAAGGCAAGGUUCUGGGCGAACUAUCAUGGCAAGCCUUCUGACACUCCUUUGCUGGAUGAUCCUGAUUUGUACAUCGACAAGGUCGACUACGAAUGCAAAGUCGACCCAGAGUUGGUUGCUGAGCUGGAUAGUGUAGGGCUACCAUUUGAGGAUGAUAAAUCCGCCCCGGCCACAGGAUGGCCCAACGCCGGGGCAGACAACAAGUGCACCCAGAACGGAUCUGGAAACUGGGAUGUAUUCAUAGAAAAGCCGGCCGAAGUCAAUAAGUGGAAGUCUGAGGUCAAUCUCGCACCCGACACGGUUUGGGGAGGCCAGGCCAAGGUAAUAACACCUGAGGCAGUUUGGGGAGGCCAAUCUUCCAAUAAAUGGGGCAAUAAUAGCAACACCAGCUGGGGCGCUUCUUUGGAGAAACCGAGUUGGCGUGACUGUAGCAAGAACCACUACUCAUCCAACAACUGGAACAACUUUCAUAGCGGGCCAUCCAACGACAGGUACCGGCAGCCGGAGGAUCCGAGCUACACUUCUGGGUCUGGAAGGAAACGGAACGGCAGUGGCGGUGGGUACUUCAAGCAGAGGAACAACAAACAGAGUUACCAGGACGAGGGGCAGCACCAGCAGCACAGGACCGGCGGCUGGCAGCAGGACCAAAGAGGAAGGAACAGGCAGUGGCGUCCAGUGUACAACAGAGCUCCCUAAAAUGGUCCGGACUCUUGAUCCCAUGGCGAGAAUUGCAGGUGUCUUUUCUUGUGCAGUCAGUGUUGAGCUGCUGCUAGCAAAGUGGUGCUUGUAAAUAGAUGUUUGUUUGUUUGAGUUUUAUGCUGCAGCUGCUGAACUUCCGCAGCUGCAGCGAUGAGAUCCUCCAUUGGAGGGUUGUGUUUCGAUAUUUCAGAGCUUGGGAAGAGUUUUAGUGAUUUUUGUGUGGAGUGGGUUCGUAGAGAAGCGAAUUCAGUGGCUCAUAUCUGUGCCCAUAUGAUCUCAGCCACUGAACGUUGCUUAUUUUGGUUAGAUUGGAUACCGGACUGGCUAAUCGACUUAGCUGCCGGAGAUUGUAAUUCUUCCAUGAUAUAAUGAAGCUCUGAAUUCUCAAAAAAAAAAAAAAAAA
Sorghum bicolor (sorghum) is the source of this 1723-nucleotide messenger RNA. RefSeq lists its product as uncharacterized. The transcript has 2 exons. The record is from RefSeq and is a predicted model, not a curated record. Lineage: Eukaryota; Viridiplantae; Streptophyta; Magnoliopsida; Poales; Poaceae. The coding region runs from base 370 to 1317 and encodes 315 amino acids.